Molecule: messenger RNA, 339 nt
Organism: Mesorhabditis belari
Lineage: Eukaryota; Metazoa; Nematoda; Chromadorea; Rhabditida; Rhabditidae
Source: the annotation of a GenBank genome assembly
AUGUGGUCACUGGAACGCAAGCUGGACAAAGUAAUUGGCAACAAUAGUCAUUCUUACAUUGGAGUUCAACAACAAAAUGGAAACUGGGUUUAUGGUGAUGGAAGUCCGUUGAUCUAUCAGAAUUGGAAAAGUGGUCAUCCUUUAUCCAACAUGAGUUGUGCGGUGAUCAGUGCAAAGGAUUACCAAUGGACAUCCGUUGAUUGUGCAUCAAGUCACUCCUUCAUUUGCUCGAUUCCCGAUCAGACACCAACUCAAACCACAACGAUUCGUGUAAUCACCACUCGCACAACUCCAUCCACUAUUACUCCACCCACCGUCACUCCACCAUCAUCUGGUGAG